Molecule: messenger RNA, 1265 nt
Organism: Austrofundulus limnaeus
Lineage: Eukaryota; Metazoa; Chordata; Actinopteri; Cyprinodontiformes; Rivulidae
Gene: tshba
Product: thyroid stimulating hormone subunit beta a
Exons: 3
Coding region: 54-506 (150 amino acids)
Biological process (GO): G protein-coupled receptor signaling pathway
Cellular component (GO): cytoplasm; extracellular region
Molecular function (GO): hormone activity
Source: RefSeq, a predicted model, not a curated record
GUCUGAGGAGUUGUGUCUCUCAAGCAGGACCAAAAGUAAUUGGAGAAAAAAACAUGUCGAUAAAAAUGGACAAGGCAGUUUUCAGCUGUUGGCUCCUUUUCCUGCUGUUUUGUCCAGCUGUCCCAAUGUGUCUCCCCACGGACUUCAUGCUGUAUGUGGAAAAGCCAGAAUGUGACUACUGUGUGGCGAUCAACACCACCAUCUGCACGGGAUUCUGCUUCUCAAGGGAUAGCAACAUGAGGGAUAUUCUUCGCCCACGCUUUCUUAUCCAGAGGGGUUGCACCUACGACAGGGUGGAGUACCGCACAACCAUUCUGCCUGGCUGCCCUGCUUACACCAACCCUGUCUUUACAUUUCCAGUGGCUCUCAGCUGUCACUGUGGCGCCUGCAGGACCGACAGUGACGAGUGCACACACCGAGCCAGUACGAAUGGGGCCAGGUGUACUAAACCAGUCAGACAGGUUUUUCCAUACCCUGGCCAGAGCAAUUACAUGAUCCCUUUUUGAAUCAUCUUAAAAAGUUAUUUUGUUAAAACUAUGUAAACAUAAAAAAGACAAUUAUUUCAUUUGGCUUAUAAAGAACACAAUGUUUGGUUUUGUUUCCUAUUGCAGCUUGUUUUAACUUGUUUCUGUUGCAGCUUCAAAGUUUAUAUUAGAGGCUGAUUCUAUUUUCCUCAUCAUUACUGCUUAUUCUUUUCAUCACUGAUGUGAGCAUAACUCUGAUUUCUAAUAAAUAUUUUAAAGGGGGGGUUUUCAAUACAAGCUAAAUAAGGUCAUCAUUGGGUAAUUAGGUCAUAGAUUAGCAUCUGUAGUUUCCUGACUAAAUAUACUUGACUUAAUCACAUCCUGGUUUGUUUAUUUACAGCAUAACAAACUCAUUGCUGUGUUUUUCCAAAAUAUCACAUCCUGAUGCUAUAUUUACAUGUACCUGCUUUCUGGAAAGCACAUGAUUGUUGACACAAUCCUGGGAUUUGCAAGCCAGUCAUGAAACACCAAACUCAGUGUGAGAGUUUGUCAGCUGUGACUCUGUCUCAUCUAAACCAGGCUUGAUCCAUGUAGUUCUUGUUCACAAAAAGGGAUUUUAAGGACAGCUGGAGAAUAUUUAUAGCACAGCUGUUCAGAGAGGGUGAAUGUUUGAGAAUCUCAUCUUGUGACCUGCAGUGAGUUUGCUCUUUUAUAGACUUUCAUGUAUUCACUCUAUUUGCAUCUAUAUGUUUCUUUCUUAUUAAUAAAACAAAAAAUAAAAUAAAGUCAAGAUCAGCAGAA